AUCGGGCCGUUUGAGGGCAGAAAGCUCGGUCAAUGGAUGGAGCUGCUUUACUGAAGUGCUCAUGGCGGCUGGCUGCUGGUUUAGUAUGGGGGAAAACUGCCUGUGUGAACUGAAAGCUCCCCUUUUCUCUGUGACUGACUUGCCAAAGCGGCAACCUAAGCCCUCCGCAGAUGACGGUUACUGGGACUGUAGCGUCUGCACGUUCAAGAACACCGCUGAGGAGUUCAAGUGCAUGAUUUGUGAUGUGCGGAAGGGGACGUCCACUCGAAAACCACGGCCUGUUUCUCAGCUGGUCACACAGCAAGCAAAUCAGCAGUUUGCAUCACCCACACUCCCCAAAAAGGAGAAAAAAGAAAAAUCAGAGAAAGCCAAGAGUGAUAAAGACCCAACACUGAAAAAGAAAAGCCAUAAAAAAACGAGGCCCCGGUUAAAAAACAUCGACAGGAGCAGCGCCCAGCAUCUAGAAGUCACAGUUGGAGACUUGACUGUAAUAAUCACAGACUUUAAGGAGAAAGCCAAACCCACGCCAACUUCAACAGGUGCUGCCUUAGCAGACCAACACAGUCAAAGUGGCUCCAGCUCUGAUAACACUGAACGGGGGGUGUCCCGAUGCUCUUCGCCCCACAGGGAAACCUCACAGGGAAACCUCACCGGUUAACGGAGAGACUCACUAACCUUCACACACCCCAUUCUUCUGCACUCUCAACAGCCGCGAGUUUCAACAAUUCAACAUGCACGUUUUUUCGUUAAAUACUUUAAAUGCAAAUAUGAUAGCAUUCACUUCUAAUAAUGGAUUACCUUUUUUAUUUAGAGCGCUUUUACAGGUGCUCAAAGCGCUUUAGUAUUACACAUAUUAGACAUGUAAAUGUCAAUACUGCGGACAUUACCCACAGGAGCAAAUGCGGGUAGAGUGUCUUGCCCAAGGACACAACGGCCUGACGCAGUGGCGGCCGAGGCGGGUUUCAAACUGGAGUACAUACAAUACAACGCUGUAUUUUUCACUGCCAUCCCACGAUGAUAAAGAAUUCGGGACGUGUGCUGUAUGCUCAACUCAAAGAACUGUUGCAGCAUGAUGAACGGAAAAAAGGAACGGUAGCAUUAAAUCCUGGAUGUCAUGAACUGUGCCACGUGUUAUGGUUACUCAAGUUUAAACACCUCAGUGUUACUUCAGCAUCACACUGAGCUGGUUGUUGCUGCACAGAAUAAAUGAUGCAUUGUGAAAGAAAAUAUAAAAUGUCAUCUCAGAAUUGUAGUUUAUUUUUUUAUUUUGUUAUCGUAAUUUGCACUUAAUGGCAUCCAAUGUUCAUGAUAACAUUUGUUAGCAUUAAUUCCUCUGUUUAAUUUUCAGUAAAUCAUUACACUGUUGGUUACUGGCCUGAUCCAGCUCCAGUUUAUGCCAUUGGAUGCAAUACUUUUUUUACUGUCUAACAUUUGAGUUCAAAUAUUGAAUAAGUAUGCUUCUCGUUCACUUGGUAGAGUUAAGCAUGAUGUAAUCUAUAGAAUGGUUUAUAUUGUAAAAUACUGUUAAAUAAAAUAAGUUCUAGAUA
Molecule: messenger RNA, 1547 nt
Organism: Gymnodraco acuticeps
Lineage: Eukaryota; Metazoa; Chordata; Actinopteri; Perciformes; Bathydraconidae
Product: YY1-associated factor 2-like
Exons: 4
Coding region: 62-658 (198 amino acids)
Biological process (GO): positive regulation of DNA-templated transcription
Cellular component (GO): nucleus
Molecular function (GO): DNA binding; transcription coregulator activity
Source: RefSeq, a predicted model, not a curated record